UACCGCCUGCUUCUCAGACCUGCUGGAAUCAGAAGGUGCUUGAUGCUCAAUAGUCAAUCCACUGCCUAUCCUCACCCCCCCCAAUGAGUCUUGGUUCUGAUGCAACCUAUGGUCAUGCAGGGAUGCCCUUAUACCUUCCCACGAUGUCAUGAGUGGCGGGCUGCUGACCACUUCCAUCACAGCAGCAGCCUCCGAAGCACCGGCCUCCAGCCUCAGGUUAGAGCUGCUCUUGCUGCCCCUGCACCUCCUUGGGAUGGUGCUGGGGAUCCCUGCAUAAGUCCAAAGCUGCUGAACGGGUCUAUUGGUGCCGUUGCCCCCCUGGAACCAUCAGCCAUGAAUCUGUGUUGGAAUGAAAUAAAAAAGAAGUCUCACAAUCUCCGCGCUCGCCUAGAGGCCUUCUCAGACCACAGUGGAAAACUCCAGCUCCCGCUCCAAGAGAUUAUUGACUGGCUCAGCCAAAAGGAUGAGGAGUUGUCGGCUCAGCUUCCCCUACAAGGGGAUGUAUCCCUGGUGCAGCAGGAGAAGGAAACACACGCGGCCUUUAUGGAAGAAGUUAAGUCACGGGGCCCUUACAUCUACUCUGUGCUGGAGUCAGCUCAGGCUUUUCUGUCCCAGCACCCAUUUGAGGAACUAGAGGAGCCUAAUUCUGAGAGCAAAGAUACCUCCCCCAGACAGCGGAUCCAGAAUCUUAGCCGCUUUGUAUGGAAGCAGGCAACUGUAGCCAGUGAACUAUGGGAGAAGCUGACAGCCCGUUGUGUGGACCAGCACCGCCAUAUUGAGCAUACUCUAGAACAGUUGUUGGAGAUCCAAGCAGCAAUGGAAGAGUUGAGCACUACUUUGACCCAAGCUGAGGGAGUCAGAGCCACAUGGGAGCCCAUUGGGGAUCUGUUCAUUGAUUCACUCCCAGAACACAUCCAAGCUAUUAAGCUGUUCAAAGAAGAAUUCUCCCCUGUGAAGGAUGGAGUGAAGUUGGUGAAUGAUCUGGCCCACCAACUUGCCAUUUCUGAUGUACACUUGUCAAUGGAGAAUUCUCGGGCUCUGGAGCAGAUUAACAUCCGGUGGAAACAACUCCAGGCAUCGGUUGGUGAGAGGCUUAAACAGCUCCAGGAUGCUCACCGAGACUUUGGGCCUGGGUCCCAGCACUUUCUAUCCUCCUCUGUCCAGGUUCCCUGGGAAAGAGCAAUUUCACCUAAUAAAGUUCCUUACUACAUCAAUCACCAGGCUCAGACCACAUGCUGGGACCAUCCCAAGAUGACUGAGUUAUACCAAACCCUAGCUGAUCUGAACAACAUUAAGUUCUCAGCUUACCGCACUGCCAUGAAGCUCCGCAGAGUACAGAAGGCCCUGCGCUUGGAUCUGGUAACAUUAACUACGGCCCUGGAGAUCUUCAAUGAGCAUGAUCUGCAAGCCAGUGAACACGUGAUGGAUGUGGUGGAGGUCAUUCACUGCCUGACUGCCUUAUACGAACGGCUGGAGGAGGAGAGAGGCAUCCUAGUCAAUGUGCCACUAUGUGUAGACAUGAGUCUCAACUGGCUCCUCAAUGUGUUUGAUAGUGGUCGCAGUGGAAAGAUGCGGGCAUUGUCCUUUAAGACUGGCAUUGCAUGCCUGUGUGGCACAGAAGUGAAGGAAAAACUUCAGUACCUCUUCAGCCAAGUGGCCAACUCUGGCAGCCAGUGUGACCAACGUCACCUUGGUGUCCUGCUUCAUGAGGCCAUUCAGGUGCCCCGUCAGCUGGGUGAAGUAGCAGCCUUUGGGGGAAGCAAUGUGGAGCCCAGUGUCCGAAGUUGCUUUCGUUUUAGCACUGGGAAGCCAGUCAUUGAAGCUUCCCAGUUCCUGGAGUGGGUCAACUUGGAGCCCCAGUCCAUGGUGUGGCUGGCUGUUCUGCAUCGCGUCACCAUUGCUGAGCAAGUGAAGCAUCAAACCAAGUGCUCUAUCUGUAGGCAGUGUCCAAUUAAAGGGUUCAGGUACCGGAGUCUGAAGCAAUUUAAUGUGGAUAUCUGCCAGACCUGCUUCUUGACAGGUCGGGCCAGCAAAGGCAACAAGCUGCACUACCCCAUCAUGGAAUAUUAUACACCGACCACCUCCAGUGAGAACAUGAGGGACUUUGCUACAACCUUAAAGAACAAAUUCCGCUCAAAGAAUUAUUUCAGCAAACAUCCUCAGCGAGGUUAUCUGCCUGUGCAAUCGGUGCUGGAGGCUGACUGCAGUGAGACGCCAGCUUCAUCCCCGAUGUUGCCACAUGCUGACACACACUCUCGCAUUGAGCAUUUUGCUAGCAGGCUUGCUGAGAUGGAAAGUCAAAAUUGUUCCUUCUUUAACGACAGCCUGUCCCCAGAUGACAGCAUAGAUGAGGACCAGUACCUGUUACGACACUCCAGCCCUAUCACAGAUCGGGAGCCAGCCUUUGGACAGCAGGUUCCAUGCAGAAUGGCCACAGAAAGCAAGGGGGAACUAGAGAAAAUCCUGGCCCACUUAGAAGAUGAGAACCGGAUUCUCCAGGGAGAGCUGAGGCGUCUGAAAUGGCAGCAUGAGGAGGCGGCUGAGGCCCCUACCCUGGCUGAGGGUUCCACUGAGGUAGCACAGGACCACAACAAUGAGGAGCUUCUGGCUGAAGCCAGGAUCCUCCGGCAGCACAAGAGCCGCCUGGAGACUCGCAUGCAGAUCCUCGAGGACCACAACAAGCAGCUAGAAUCUCAGCUGCAGCGUUUGAGGGAACUGCUCCUGCAGCCACCCACCGAGUCAGAUGGCAAUGGCUCUGCAGGCUCGUCCCUAGCUUCCUCUCCACAGCAGUCAGAAAGCAGUCACCGCCGGGAGAAGGGACAGACUACUCCAGACACUGAGGCUGCAGAUGAUGUGGGAUCAAAGAGCCAGGAUGUCAGCCUGUGCCUGGAAGACAUCAUGGAGAAGCUCCGCCAUGCCUUCCCCAGUGUACGAAGCUCUGAUGUGACUGCCAACACCUUGAUGGCCUCUUGAUGGAGCAAGAUCCCCAUCCUUAUAGUCCAUAGUCCUUUCCUGGUUCUGGUCAAAUCCUUCCCUCAGCCUUCACCCAACCUUUCCAGUCCCCACUGGUCCUGCAAUAACCAGAGUUAUUUGGGCUCCAGACAGCAACAGGGAUCUGGUUGUAUGUGAGGUGGGUGUGGUGGAGGA
Messenger RNA from Dipodomys ordii (Ord's kangaroo rat), 3147 nucleotides. RefSeq names its product dystrophin related protein 2 (gene Drp2). Bases 100 to 2973 code for a protein of 957 amino acids. The record is from RefSeq and is a predicted model, not a curated record. Gene Ontology annotation, molecular function: zinc ion binding; protein binding. Gene Ontology annotation, biological process: synaptic signaling. Lineage: Eukaryota; Metazoa; Chordata; Mammalia; Rodentia; Heteromyidae. The transcript has 23 exons. Gene Ontology annotation, cellular component: plasma membrane.